Asparagus officinalis (garden asparagus) is the source of this 1108-nucleotide messenger RNA. RefSeq names its product rhomboid-like protein 11, chloroplastic. NCBI's taxonomy places the organism in Eukaryota, Viridiplantae, Streptophyta, Magnoliopsida, Asparagales, Asparagaceae. Gene Ontology annotation, molecular function: serine-type endopeptidase activity. The transcript has 7 exons. Gene Ontology annotation, cellular component: membrane. Bases 144 to 929 code for a protein of 261 amino acids. The record is from RefSeq and is a predicted model, not a curated record.
CUUGCCCAAAAAAAAAAAAAGAACCCCAAUGGCAGUAGCCGGCCGCAACCAGGGUCAGCUUCUGCUGCUGCUCCGCCAUUUCUCCUGCUUCCUCCUCCUCUCUGGGCCUUCCUUCACAGGGCCUCCCUCUUUCUCGGCGGCCCAUGGGCCUAGCUGGAACGAGGAGCUCCAUCUUCCCCAAACUCAACAUCAUUGCUCCUCUUUCAUUGGGCCCACACGGAGUUUUCCUCUGUAGGAUGAAUAAAAGAUCAGACAUGAUAUCGGAAUUGGAACUUGGGAGGCCUGAAGAAAGGAGGGGCCAUAGACGUGUAAAUGGGAUAUUUUGGAUUCUUUUACUUAACCUUGGCAUUUAUGUGGCAGAUCACCUGUUCCAGAUGAGAGAAAUCAAAGCUCUAUACUUGUACCACAGUUGGCCAUCUUGGUAUCAGUUUGUGACCGCAACCUUCUGCCAUGCAAACUGGAACCAUCUCUCAAGCAACCUUUUCUUUCUAUAUAUCUUUGGAAAGCUUGUCGAAGAGGAGGAAGGUAAUUUUGCAUUGUGGAUCUCUUACAUUUUAACGGGUGCUGGAGCAAACGUUGUCUCAUGGUUAGUCCUUCCAAGGGCAGCGGUAUCUGUAGGAGCCUCCGGUGCUGUUUUUGGACUCUUUGCAAUAAGUGUCCUUGUUAAGAUGUCGUGGGAUUGGAGGAAGAUCCUUGAGGUUCUUAUCCUUGGUCAAUUUGUCAUUGAUAAGGUUAUGGAAGCUGCACAAGCAUCAACUGGGCUUGCUGGUCCUUUGAUGAGGGGCUCCGCUUUGCAGAAUGUGAAUCACAUUGCUCAUCUCUCUGGUGCUCUUAUCGGUGUUGCCCUAGUACUCCUUAUUGGUAAAAUUCCUUCUCCAAGUGCCGGAGAAGAUUUGAAGACAAUAAAAGACAAGGAUACAAGAAAAUGAUCUUUGCAAACACCGAAAGAAAACAUUUUAAGGUUCCCCUGAUUCAUAGGAAUAUUUUGUAUUUACAGACAUUGAUUCACUAGUCAUGUGUUGUUAUCUCGACUAAUCAUUGCACUGUGAAUAGAGAAAAGCAACUUGUGUAUUUUCUUCUGACAGGAAGGCAGAAAGUAGUUGUCAUC